AUGCCAAGGCUCCAACACAAUCCCCUCUUCAUUAUUCUCCAACGCCCGCUUGACCGUCUCAAACAGGCCGUCCGCCUGUGUCUGAUCGAUUCGAACAUCAUCGCGGACGGUGAGGACGACCUCGCGAAUCUUCUCCUUGGAGCCAUCGGGGUACCGUUUAUUGUACUUGUUGAGGCAGACGGAGAUGUCGACUAG
Messenger RNA from Plenodomus lingam JN3, 195 nucleotides. NCBI's taxonomy places the organism in Eukaryota, Fungi, Ascomycota, Dothideomycetes, Pleosporales, Leptosphaeriaceae. The record is from RefSeq and is a predicted model, not a curated record.